CACAACAACAUGGCGGGCCGACUAAGGCCUAAGCGGCGACCGGGACGACAUAUUUACUAACAGACAAGCGAGGCCUUUUUUUUUUUUUUUUUUUUUUUUUUUUUACAGCCCCGGCGGCCGCCAUGAGGGAGAGACAGAAGAAGAAGAAGAAGAAGAAGGGGAGGACGUGGGCGGAAGCGGCCAAGACGGUGCUGGAAAAAUACCCCAACACGCCCAUGAGCCACAAGGAAAUCCUCCAGGUGAUCCAAAGAGAACGACUUAAAGAAAUAAGCGGAACGUCGCCGCUGGCAUGCCUGAACGCCAUGUUGCACACAAACUCCCGCGGCGAGGAGGGGAUGUUCUACAAGGUCCCGGGCAGGAUGGGGGUGUACACGCUGAAGAAGGACAUUUCCGAGGCGGCAAAGGAGCUGUCGGGUGAGGUGUCCGAGGACAGCAGCGACAACCUUUCCGACUCCCGUAGCACGGAGAACCGCCACAGCAGCAGUCAUCAGGAAGGCCGCAGAAGAAAGUGGAUGAGGGGAGUUCCCUCCAAGCUGCAGCCGCCGCCGUCCUCACCGCCGCAGCCUCGAUGCGCCUCGCCUUCCGUGUCCGGCGCCAAGCUCAUCUCGCCCUCGCAGAAGCACAGCAAGAAGGCGCUCAAACAGGCCUUGAAGCAACAGCAACAGAGGAAUCAGCGCCGACAGGGUGCCAUGCCAACCACCUCCAGCUCCAGGCUGCUUUUAAAGACCAUCAAAGAUAUGGCCGAUAAUAUCACUGCGAAGACCGAUCUUUACCUCCCGGUCGUACCGAGGAAAGUGUCACCAAGGUCGAGUCGUCUGAGUGCAGGACACCUGAAACGCAACAGGUGUAAAAUCGACGUGGAGACGCCGGACUCCAUUUUGGUCAACACCAACCUGCGGGCAAUUAUCAACAAGCACACCUUCUCCGUCCUGCCGCCCGACUGCCAGCAGAAACUCCUUCGACUUCUGCCCCAAGUCGACCAGCAGGCCUGCAUGGACGGCCUCCUCAAGGUGACCACCUCUGCCUUAAACAACGAGUUCUUCACAUCAGCAGCCCAGUCGUGGAAAGAAAGGCUGGCUGAAGGUGAAUUCACUCCGGAGCUGCAACUGCGUAUGCGGCAGGAAAUUGAGAAGGAAAAGAAGGUUGAACAGUGGAAGGAGGCCUUCUUCGAAAGCUACUUUGGUCAAAACUCCGGACUAAGCUUUGAGGAAUCCAAAGAGCUGACCAAAGUGGAUCUGAAACGAGAGAAAAAGCUUCAUCAGUCGGUAACGGCCGUUAAAGCGUCGGAGGAAACCAAAGGCGCCAAGAACCGCCAGUGGACCGACGGCGUGGCGGCAAAAUCAACGCCGUCACAGAAGCAGCCUCCGAAACCAUCUCUCUCCAUCCCGGAACCCAUGAAGACCAGGCGCGCUCACUACGCCGAGGAUCGUAAGAUGCACGCAGCUCUUCAGCCCGCUCCAACCCCCGCGCCGCCACCACCGGAGCCCGUGAAGCAGACCGAAGACCACCCGGCAGUGACACAGACCGAGCAGAGCGAGGAAGAGGAUAAACCGGAACUCCCCCGGGCUCCCGUCGAGCCGAGCCCGACGCCAAAAUUCCAGCCAAAGGUUGAGCAGAGCCUGCCGCUAAAAAACGAGCCGGAGGUAACGGAGGAUCAGGCGGUGUCCGCGGUUAAGCCCCUGGGGGAGAUCAAGUCGGAACCCGAUGGGACCCCCGAGGAGCAGAAAAGGAAGUCUCCCGGCGUGAGGGAGGACGAGGCGACACCAGAGAAAAGACCGCGCUUGUCCUCGGCUUCCUCUGCGUCGUCUUCCGUUUCGUCAGUGUCUCCCACGGCAUCGUCUGCACCAAGCCCUGCCACGCCCACGUCAACUGGCAACCCCAGAGUUCCACACCUCAAGAUCCCCGCGUCCAGAAUUCUUCCCGUCCCCGUAUCACCGAGGACGCCUCUCCCCUCCCCGGCUCGUACGGGAGCUCGCACUUUGGCCGACAUCAAAGCCAAGGCCCAGCUGGCGCGGGCACAGCGAGCCGCAGCCGCCGCCGCCGCCUCCAAAGAAGCCGCGCCUCUGCCGUCCCCGGGUCUCGGAGACCCGGCAGCUCCGCCGGCCUCGGCCAGGUUAGCAGCCGACACCAGCACAGCUCCUUCUUGCCAACAGGUUGGUCCACUCGGUCCAAGUCCCUCCGAACAUAACAGCGGUCUGCAUUCAACCCGGACCUCCUCUUGUAUCCCUGCGAACAAUCCACUGGUCACGAGGCUUCUUCAAGACAAAGAGGUUCCUUUGGAGCAGAUCCUCCCAAAACCCCUCACCAAGAUGGAGGUGAAGGCCAACGUUCACUCGAGUAAGAUGAAGACCGCUGGUGAUCCCGACCACCAGCAGCGCGCCACCUCAAGCUGGGCCUUCUCCGACUACUCCAGACCUCCCGACAAAGACACCCAGGAGCAGAUUCUUCAGACUCUCAUGGAGAAGAAAGACCAGCAGAGGCCAUCUCCUCAGCCGCUGCCGUACAAAACCCAUCAACCCACUCACGGAGACGAGCACCAGGACCGACCCUGGAUGUCUGUCGGCUCCCUGGGUCGUAAGAGGACACCAAGGCCCGCCAUGUCGGGACACUACCUCCUCAACGUGUCCACUUAUGGCCGCGGGUCGGAGAGCAGACGCCGUCACCCGUCCAUCCUCCCAAACGUGUGCGGCCUUAAAAGGGAAGACGGCGAUGGGAAAGAGGAGGCGGUGACUGUAAGCCGGAGCGUGGACGCAGGGCGCAUCCUGCCUCGCUCCGACAUCAAAACCGAGGACGGUGGUAUCAGUACCGGCAGCGACAUCCUCUACUGCCAGUCAAGCCGCAAACAACUUGAACCCUGCAAUAGCAAUCGAGGGAAAUCCGAGCCAUACCUCCUCCUUAAUGACUCCGUUCACCAGCGCCAUCAGGAAAGCGCGGCGCCCCGUUACGGCGGGACCAUCAGCAUGUCCGUACCUCACGCUUGGAAUCGCAGUUCUCAGGGGGUCGUCGCCACCGCUGCCGCCGCGCCCUCCCCAUCGGACGCCGGCAGCGUCAUGUCUUUCUCGGUGACGGUCACCACCAUACCCGCCGGUAACUCCGUCGGCCAGAGCCAGAAGUCGCCUGAGCCGGCCUUCAUGAAGGGCCCCAACAUGGAGGAUAACAUGCAGUCCGGGUGCUACUGCCGGCUGAAGGCCAUGAUCAUGUGCAAAGGAUGCGGAGCCUUCUGCCACCACGACUGCAUCGGGCCCUCGGAACUCUGCGUCUCCUGUCUGGUGGUACGAUGACGCAUCGAGCGGGUUUUUCGCAGGUACCCGUUAGCGACACCUCCGCAUCUGCACUGAACGUGUAGCUUCGUCCUUAGAAAUCCCUUUUUAAUCCCGUCAGUCUGCCAGAUGAAAUCCGGCAGCGUUUGCACUCGCUAGCAUUAGUGUGAUAUAUUUUUUAAAAAUAUAUAUAUAUAUAUUUGUGUAGUUUUUAACAAGGAGGGGGAAAAAAAUGAAUGUGGUUAUUUUUCUAGAACCUAAAGACUGUUGUGUUUUAGACUGACACUUUUUUCUGUCGGGUUUAUUAGUAAGCUGCAAAAAAAAAAAAAAAAGACAA
Messenger RNA from Nerophis ophidion (straightnose pipefish), 3597 nucleotides. It is a transcript of the gene asxl2, whose product is annotated as ASXL transcriptional regulator 2. The record is from RefSeq and is a predicted model, not a curated record. Gene Ontology annotation, molecular function: chromatin binding; peroxisome proliferator activated receptor binding; DNA binding. Lineage: Eukaryota; Metazoa; Chordata; Actinopteri; Syngnathiformes; Syngnathidae. Gene Ontology annotation, cellular component: PR-DUB complex. The coding region runs from base 123 to 3281 and encodes 1052 amino acids. Gene Ontology annotation, biological process: positive regulation of transcription by RNA polymerase II; animal organ morphogenesis. The transcript has 12 exons.